Molecule: messenger RNA, 2445 nt
Organism: Diversispora eburnea
Lineage: Eukaryota; Fungi; Glomeromycota; Glomeromycetes; Diversisporales; Diversisporaceae
Source: the annotation of a GenBank genome assembly
AUGAGUGAUAUUUAUGAAGAUGACGAAAUUGCUUCAAAUUGGUUGGAUCUACUUCCCUAUCAUCCAAUCUUUAAGUCCGAUCAGUUAACGGACAAAUUUCUAGCACUAAACUUAGAUGAUCCAUAUAGGAAACAAUCAUUAAUGGCUUUAAUAGAUAAUAAACACCUUGUAGUAGCUAUUGGUUCUGAAUUAAGAAUGUUAGAUUUAGCUGACUUUAAGAAUGCAUGGUCAAAAGCACAUUUCGAAGAUGAAUUAGCCUUAAAUGACCUUUUUAAUGAUGGAGUUAUACCAGAAUGGAUAAAUAAUACCAAAUAUGUUGUACUUGAUACACCAUCUAUUAAAUUUGUAAUUCGAUCAAUUACUUUUAAUUUCGAAGAUAUUGGUUCAUUAAUUGCUGUGACUGGUGAUUACCAAGUGGCAGUGGUAGUCAUUACAAGACCUCGUUAUGAAACUAAAAAUGGAAAAUCUAAAGUUUUAUGGCAUCCUUUAAGUUAUAAUGGAUCUCACUUAAUGGUUUUAACUGAAGAUAUGAUUUUAAGAAUGUAUGAUGUUUUUCAAAACCUCAGUGAACCAGAACAACAAUUUUUUUUUUCUCAGAAUUCAAAUCAAGAUCAAGAUGUUUCAUUUAGUACUGAAGAUACCAAAGCAAUUUCAUUUUGUUUUGGUCAAAGUCAAGAAGGUUGGGGUAAACUUGUGGUCUAUGUUUUAUUAGAUAAUGGUGAUGUUUAUUCAAUGUGUCCUAUUAUACCUCAAAAAUGCGUAUUUCACAAAUUUUUUUUGGAUCAACUUGCAUAUAUUGUACAAAAAAAAUUUGAAGAAACUGAAAGAAUAUCAAUAUCAAAAGAAUCCAAUUAUCACAGUUUACUUAAUCAAUAUCGACAACAACUUGAUUGGGUGUCAUCUAUUUAUAAACAAAUUACUACAGAUUCAGAUAAGGUCAUAUAUAAUAAUCCAUUAUCUACCAGAAGAAAAAAACCGAAAUUACAAGGUCCAUAUUUGAUACAACCAGAACCAGUAGAAUUGUCAACACAUCCAACUGAUGCUAGCGAUAUACUUUGUUUGGCGACAGAACCACUCAGCGUAAUCGUGAUAGCACAUAAUAAUGGACGAGUUGACAUUUGUUUGGAAGUUGAUAAAGUUGAAGCAUUGUGGCAGGAUUCUGUGGAAAUAGAUCAUCCAAUAUUAAUAUUAUAUGAGUGUAUUGAUUUAGGGUUCACAAAAGAUUUCGUUAUUCCAACUUCAUGGCGUAGUCAACGAAUAACAAAUUCAAUGAAUCAUCCUUCUUUACUUAAUGAUCCUGUAUACCCGGACAUAUUUUAUGUCUAUCAUUUUGCAGGUGCUCAUGGUAUUAUUCUUAAAGGAUGGUUAAAUGAUUUAGGAAAUGCAAUGAAAGAUGUUGAUGAUGAAAAGUUACUAGAAACAUUUUUAGAAAAGAAGAAAAGAUCUGAUGUUAACUGGAUUGCUAGUUCACUUCCGAGUGAUCCAGAUCCUCUCGUUGGAAUGAUAGUAAUAAGUAAUGAAGCUGAAUUAUCCUAUUCAAUCUUAUUACUUACUUCCUCUCUUCGACUUGUUUGUCACGAGCUGGCCAUAAGAAAGUCAUUGGUGUCUAAUAAUGGAAUUCGAAUGAACGAUAUAUAUUAUUCAAAUAAAUCAUCUUAUAAACCGUUAGAUCCUAAUUUUUUGGAAAAGGUUAUGAAUCAUCAUGGUCUUUCACAUCAACCAAUACUUAUGUUUAAUCAAAAUAAGGUUGGAUCUUCCACUGGAUCCUCCACAAUUGGUGAGGUUGAUUAUAAAUGUCUUUCUACUAUAUUGGAUCUUAUUGAACGGGAAGGAAAUGAAUAUUGGUUAGAAACAGAUGAGAUAAGUCGAAGAUUUAAACAACAAACAACCGAAUUUCAACAUCAAAUCCAAGAAAUUUAUAAACUUAAAAAGAAUUUAGAUGAAUUUAGAUUUAAUCGAUUUCCAGAAAUUUCUAGUCGUAUGCAAAGAUUAAAGGAAAGGCAAAGUAAACUUGAAAGUAGAGCUUAUACUUACAUUCAAAAAUUAUUGUAUUUGGGUGAUCCAAUAAGAGGCGAAUUUGAGAAAUCAUAUUGUCAAACAUUGGCGAGAAUAAAUCAAGAAAUUGAAGGAGAGAAUGGAUUGAAAUUGGAUGCAUAUCACAAAACUCUUAAAGAUGAUUAUCACCUUCUUUCUCCUCGAAAUCCUUCAAAAAAAUCAAGGAAAUUUGUUUUUCUUAGUGGAAGUCAAUUACAUAAAGUUGAAGAAGCUUUAGCUAAAGAAAUGGACCUUAUUGAUGAAACAAACCGCAAAAUGGGAGAGGCUAAUAAUAAAAUAAAUAAAAUUCAAAAGAGAACUUCAUUUAUUAAGAAUGAUUUAAAUUCAUUUCAACUUGAACACCUUGAACAUAGUUUAAGUACAAAUAAGAAUAAAAAGCUCUCGAACUAA